Prorocentrum cordatum is the source of this 925-nucleotide messenger RNA. NCBI's taxonomy places the organism in Eukaryota, Dinophyceae, Prorocentrales, Prorocentraceae. The record is from the annotation of a GenBank genome assembly.
AACCUUCGACCCACGGCUGCCACUUUUUCUCCGGUCUGGCAACGGCUGCGUGGAAGGAUCGCAAUGUGUGGAGGUCGACGGGUUGGCGCCCCCCCGGCGAUGUCCUGGGCGUGGAGCGGGGCGCCACCACCGCGGAGGUCACGAAGGCGUUCAAGAGGCUGGCCCUGCAGCUGCACCCGGACAAGAGGCGCGCCGGUGCGGCGACGCAGGGCGCGGAGAACGAGCGGGAGCAGUUUCAGAUGCUGAGCGAGGCGUACCAGGUCCUCAAGGACCCAGAGAAGCGCAGGAACUACGACAUGUUCGGGACGCUGAGCGAGGAAGAUUUGGAUACCGAGUUGUUUGCAAGGUGGUCAGGGAAAUUCUGCAGGCGAGUGGACGAGGAUAACAUUGAGGCGUUCCUUGCCAGUUACUACGGGUCAGCUGACGAGCUGGAAGACAUGAGGCGGAUUGUUGUAGAGGGCAAGGGGUUGCUCAAGUUGUUCGAGUGUCUGAUCGGUUCCAAAGCGGCGGAUUGCGAUCGAUAUUUGCGAAGAAUAAAGCAGGAAUUGAAGGUGGCCGUGUCGGAGAAGGAAGAGGCUGAUUUCCGUAAGAAGGCGGCCGCCUGGCAGAAGAAGGAGAAGCGCGAGGCCAAGGAGCUGGGGACGAGCUUGGAAGGCAGGGGCGGCAAGAACGAGACCGCCUCCGCGUCUGGCAGGGCUGCUCGAUCUGGAGGCGGCCUCGAAGACCUCGCGGCCCAGAUCCAGGCCAGGCAGGCGGCGAGGGCCCACGCCCGCCCGCCGGCCGCGCUGGCGGCGGCCCUGCGCGCGGCGGCGGCGCCCGGGGCACGGAGGCCGCUGCGCCGACCGGCCGGCGCGCCGCGGCCGUGACCUCCGAGGCGGCGGCUCCGCGGCGCGUCCCCCCCUCCCCCUCCUCCUCCUCCUCCUCC